CUCCAUCUCUCCAUCUCUGCGCUGCUCACCGGCUGCGCCAUCCGCUCACACAGACUCCGGAGCUGGUCAGGGACCCUGACUCUUGACUGCAGGGACCCUGUCCCAGACAGAACGCAGGCAUGUCAUCCGAAAAGUCAGGCCUCCCGGAUUCAGUCCCUCACACCUCUCCACCCCCUUACAAUGCUCCUCAGCCCCCAGCCGACCCCCCCGCCCCGCCCCCUCAGACUGCCCCUUCCUCGCAUCAUCACCACCACCACCAUUAUCACCAGUCCGGCACCGCCACCCUCCCUCGAUUAGGUGCCGGAGGCCUGGCCUCUUCCGCGGCCAGCGCUCAGCGCGGUCCCUCGUCCUCCGCCACAUUACCGAGGCCACCCCACCACGCCCCACCCGGCCCCGCCGCCGGGGCGCCCCCGCCUGGCUGUGCUACUUUGCCCCGCAUGCCACCCGACCCUUACCUACAGGAGACUCGUUUCGAGGGCCCACUGCCCCCGCCCCCGCCUUCCGCCGCCGCUCCGCCCCCGCCGGCGCCCUCCCAGACUGCUCAGGCCCCAGGCUUCGUGGUGCCCACGCACGCGGGAACGGUAGGCACGCUGCCGCUGGGGGGCUACGUGGCUCCGGGGUACCCCCUACAGCUACAACCCUGCACUGCCUACGUGCCGGUCUACCCUGUGGGAACGCCCUACGCGGGUGGGGCCCCGGGGGGAACGGGGGUGACCUCCACGCUUCCUCCGCCGCCCCAGGGUCCAGGGCUGGCCCUGCUGGAGCCGAGGCGCCCUCCGCACGACUACAUGCCCAUCGCAGUACUGACCACCAUUUGCUGUUUCUGGCCUACGGGUAUCAUUGCCAUCUUCAAAGCAGUGCAGGUGCGCACUGCCUUGGCCCGUGGAGACAUGGUGUCGGCGGAGAUCGCCUCGCGCGAGGCCCGAAACUUCUCCUUCAUCUCCCUGGCGGUGGGCAUCGCGGCCAUGGUGCUCUGUACCAUCCUCACCGUAGUCAUCAUUAUCGCUGCGCAGCACCACGAGAACUACUGGGAUCCCUAA
Chrysochloris asiatica (Cape golden mole) is the source of this 1040-nucleotide messenger RNA. RefSeq names its product proline-rich transmembrane protein 1 (gene PRRT1). Gene Ontology annotation, cellular component: membrane. The record is from RefSeq and is a predicted model, not a curated record. The coding region runs from base 120 to 1040 and encodes 306 amino acids. Lineage: Eukaryota; Metazoa; Chordata; Mammalia; Afrosoricida; Chrysochloridae. The transcript is spliced from 4 exons.